AUGGACACCAUCUUCGGCUUUGUUGGGGCAGAUUUCGUUCUAUUAGGUGCUGACCGCUCUACAAAUUUCUCUAUUGUGAGACUUACAGACACUGAAGAUAAAAUUUUUUCAAUCGACAGCAAUAAACUUUUGGCAACAGCUGGAGAUCCCAAUCUUCGCUCUGAUUUCGGAAGUUUAAUGCAAAAGAACAUGCAUUUAUAUCAUCUCAGAAAUGGAAUCAAAUUAAGCACUCAUGGCACUGCUCAUUUUAUAAGGACUUAUGUUGCAGAAGGUCUGAGAAAAAGCCCAUCAUAUACUGAUAUGCUAUUAGCAGGCUUUGAUGAAAGCGGCCCUUCCCUAUAUUAUCUUGACUACUUAGGCGUAGUUCAGAAAAUUCGUGUUGGAUCUCACGGGCAUGCUGGAUCUUUUAUUCUCGGACUUUUAGACAAUUGGUGGAGUCCUGUAAAUUUUAUUUAGAACAUGACUCUUGAGGAAGCCAAAGAAGUCGCCAAAAAAUGCGUGAAUGAGGUGAAGACCAGGUUUUUAGUUGCUCAGCCAGAAUUCAUCAUAAAAAUAGCUGAUAAGGUAAGAAAUAUUCAGAAUGGAGUGACGGAGUUAGAAUUAUCAGCCUAA
Molecule: messenger RNA, 612 nt
Organism: Blepharisma stoltei
Lineage: Eukaryota; Ciliophora; Heterotrichea; Heterotrichida; Blepharismidae
Source: the annotation of a GenBank genome assembly